AUGUCAGCCGCUGCGUCCAUCAAUGAGCUCGAAUCACCUCAGCACAAACCCAUUGAACUCGAAGAAGAAGUUCAAGAACGCCUUGUUCUCGAGCAAUUCAUUCCCCCGGCUGGCCCUCUGAUCGCUGUGGAUUUGGAUGACGUCCUGAGUCAGACCAAUGUCGCUGUUGCAGAAUGGCAUAAUGAAAAGUAUGGUACCAACAUGAAGUUAUCUGACUUCCUCUACUAUUACUAUUGGAAGAAUCCGUACUGGGGAACACCGGAGGAGACCUUCAAGAAGGUGCGCGAGUUCUACGAGACCGACAUCAUCUACAAUACGAAACCGGUGCCUGGGGCCAGGGAAGGAAUCGAGAAUCUUCGACAGCUAGGCUUCCGCCUGAUUAUCGUUACUGCGAGGGCAGAGGAUACCGCAGAUCAGAGUUGGAAAUGGGUGGAGAGAUAUUUCCCUGGAUGCUUUGAGAGCAUCGUCUGCACUGGUCAGUUCAAAGAUGCUCAUAAAAAAGGCCACGAAGUUGUCACACGGUUAAGUAAAGCCCAAGUUUGCCAUGAUCUGAAGGCCCUGCUUUUGAUCGACGAUUCGUCGGAGAACGCCCUCAGCGUCGCAUCCGCAGAAAACCCCACACCCGUUCUAUUGUUCGGAGACUACCAAUGGAAUCAACGGGUCUGCAAUCCCGCGGAUAGCCACGAAGACACAACCUUCGACAUUCGAUUGAAGCGCGAAGGUGGUAAAGAGUUUUGGAAGGGAGAGUCUGUCCCAAUCCCUGAGGGCGCCCCACUUUGGCGUGUCAAGGACUGGAGCGAUGCCCUUCGCUGGGUCAAACAGCGCAUUGUCGACGGAAAGUUGCAAGUUUAA
Coprinopsis cinerea okayama7#130 is the source of this 852-nucleotide messenger RNA. RefSeq lists its product as hypothetical. The coding region runs from base 1 to 852 and encodes 283 amino acids. Gene Ontology annotation, molecular function: 5'-nucleotidase activity. The record is from RefSeq and is a predicted model, not a curated record. Gene Ontology annotation, biological process: deoxyribonucleotide catabolic process. The transcript has 6 exons. Lineage: Eukaryota; Fungi; Basidiomycota; Agaricomycetes; Agaricales; Psathyrellaceae.